This is a messenger RNA of Pyricularia pennisetigena, 1701 nucleotides long. RefSeq lists its product as uncharacterized. The record is from RefSeq and is a predicted model, not a curated record. Lineage: Eukaryota; Fungi; Ascomycota; Sordariomycetes; Magnaporthales; Pyriculariaceae. The coding region runs from base 1 to 1701 and encodes 566 amino acids. Gene Ontology annotation, molecular function: medium-chain fatty acid-CoA ligase activity. Gene Ontology annotation, biological process: fatty acid metabolic process. The transcript is spliced from 2 exons.
AUGCCCGCUGAAAAGUUGUUCAUCCGCAAGAUUGAGGAGAAAUCGCGCCUCAUACCCUCCAACAUCUUUGCGCGCGUGCCGCUCCCCAACUGGGAGACCAACGGCUACCGUUCCAUCACCUGGAAGCAGUACAAUGACGGCAUCAACAAGAUCGCUUGGUGGCUGGACGAGAAGCUGGGCAAGUCGGUGGACAACGACACGGUUGCCUACUUUGGCGCCAAUGACAUCCGAUAUGCCUAUGUCUUCGCUGCGUUGAACAAGACCGGGCGAAAGCUCCUUACCCCCGAUGGUCGCCUGUCACCGUUUGCACUGCACGGCCUCCUGGCCGAGACGCAGUGCAAAGCAUGGCUGUACACGGAAGACGAGGUGGCGGAGCAGACCCCCUUCGCUCUGGAAGAAACCGGCAUCAGCCUGCAGCCUUUCCCGACGUUGGACUGGAUUCUUGACGCGGACGACACCCCGGCCUACCCGUACACAAAGACGUACGAGGCCAACAAGCAUGACGAGAUUGUCAUCAUCCACACAUCGGGCACCACCGGGCCGCCCAAGCCCAUUUACAUGAACAUCGGCUUCUGGGCGGCGGCAUGCGCGAGCUCCCGUUUGGCCAAGCGGCAUUGGCCGCGCAACAUGAGCAGUGACGAGCUGUUUGGCCGAAGUUUGAUCCUCGCCUGCCCCAUGCGAUGGAACUCGGGCCUUAUUCUGACCAACUCUUUUGGCGUGUUUACGAACACGUGUUGCAUCAUUCCGCCCGCUGAUACGGUCGGUCUGCCGCCGGCCGUGUUCGACAAGCUGGUCAAGAUGAACUUCGUCGAGGGCCUGGUCGCCACGCCCUUUACCGUGGUGGACCUUUACAACGACCCGGCCACCAAAGAAACCCUGCAGUCCCUCGAGUUCAUCACCUACCUCGGUGCGCGCUUCGACAAGGUCAUCGGCGACGAGCUGGUGAAGCACACACGGCUGGGGUCCGUGAUCGGCGCCACCGAGACGGGCGGCAGAUUCUCGCUGAAUCCGCGGGACAAAAAGUUCUGGCACACGUACGAGUUCAUCCCCGAGGCGAACGUGCGGCUGGUUCCCAUCGACCAGUGCGAGCUGCCGACGAAUGCGACGCAGGAUGCCGACGUCUGUCGCAUGUUCAUCGACCGGCCCGCCGGCGACAUCUCGGAAGACAUGUGCGCGUUUUGGAACACGAGGAUGUACGCCAACGUCGACACCAUCGACACCAAGGAGCUGUGGCGGCCGGUCGACUGCGAUGGCACCACCCGCUGGGAGUUCUUUGCCCGCGCCGACGAUUCCAUCAAGCUCUUUGGCGGCGUGUCCUUCUCCUCGGAGGAGUUUGAGACGCCGAUCCAGCGGCACCCCGACGUGCGUCACGUCCUCGUCGGCGGCGCCGGGCGGCCUGCCCCGUUUGUCAUGCUGGAGAUGAGCGAAGACGCUGUCAAGGGCAAGGACAGGAGCCAAGUCGCCAAGGAGAUUUGGGAGACGGUCAUUCAGCCGCUGAACAAACAGGUCGUCAAAGAGAUCCAGAUUCCUCUCGAGACCGUCUUGGUCCUGCCUGAGGGCCGCAAGCUGCCGCUCAACUGGAAGCACCUCGUCAUGAGGGUCAAGGCGCAGGAGGAAAACGCAGUGGAGAUUGAGGAGCUGUACCAGAAGUUGGAAACGGUGCAGGGGAGCAGAGAGAAGUUCGCCGAGUUCAUGAAGUAG